Molecule: messenger RNA, 2093 nt
Organism: Liolophura sinensis
Lineage: Eukaryota; Metazoa; Mollusca; Polyplacophora; Chitonida; Chitonidae
Product: general transcription factor IIF subunit 1-like
Exons: 11
Coding region: 156-1589 (477 amino acids)
Biological process (GO): positive regulation of transcription elongation by RNA polymerase II; transcription initiation at RNA polymerase II promoter
Cellular component (GO): transcription factor TFIIF complex; nucleus
Molecular function (GO): RNA polymerase II general transcription initiation factor activity; TFIIF-class transcription factor complex binding; DNA binding
Source: RefSeq, a predicted model, not a curated record
GACUGAGUUUCGACACACAUUGACAAACAAACUUGUUGAUUUGUUGAAUAUUUGUUACGGUUUGAACAUGACCAUUUCGUAGUUUCAAAUUUUACAGUGUUCUUCACUUGGGUGCCUCCAAUUAGUGUAUUAUUAAUUGAACAACAGUGAGGUAAAUGCAGAUAAACUGUUUCAAGGUAACUUAUACACCAGUUAAGUUAGAACGAGAAAAUAAUUUCAAAGAAUACAAAUCUGCAUAUGACAUUGACUCUCUGCCAAAGUUUGGAGCUGGCAGUGAAUUUGGGAGGGAACAGAAAGAAGAAGCUCGAAGAAGAAGAUAUGGUAUAAUACGUAAAAAGUAUAACCCAAACAAUCAGCCAUGGCUAAUGAAGAUAGGGACUGGGAAACAGGCGAAGAAGCUCAAAGGUGUGCGUGAGGGCACUGUAUCGGAGAAUACGUCUUACUAUAUCUUCACCCAGUGCCCAGAUGGAGCGUUUGAGGCCGCACCAGUGGAAGAGUGGUACAACUUCACACCGGUCAUCAAGUACAAGUACCUCAAUUCAGAUGAGGCUGAAGAGGAGUUCAGCAAGAGAGACCGGAUCAUGAAUUACUUCAAUGUCAUGUUGAAGAAGAGGAUAAAGAAUGACGACAAGGAAGUAGAGAUGGAAGAAGCAGAAAAAAUUGUACAAAACAAAUCCAAGAAAAAAAGUAAAGAUUUUUUACUCACUGACAUGGAUGAUUGGGUGGCAUUGUCAGAUGAGGAUGAUGAAGAAAAUGAGGAAGAGAAAGAAGAAAAAGAAGAUGAAGAAUCCAAGGGGAAAAAAAAGAAAAAAAAAGGUGGCCCAGAUUCUGUUAAGAAAAAGAAGAAUGCCAAGAGUAAUUCUGAUGACGAGGCAAUAGAGGAAAGCGAUGAAGGGGACUUUGAUGACCGUGAGGUGGAUUACAUGACCGGAUCUGAAAGUAGCCUGUCAGACUUGGAGGACCGGGACAAAGCAGACAAAUAUGAGGAGAAGGGAGUGGAUGAGGAACGAGGACUUAGAAAAUUGAUAGACUCUGAGGAAGAGAGUGAAGAGGAAACGAAAGAGAAUGAGAAUGAGGAGACAGCUGAAGAAAAGCCCAAAGAAGAGGGAAAUGCCUCAAACAGUGACAGCAGUAACUCCUCAUCAGACAGUGAGUCCGAUAUUGAGAAGGAUGAGAGCAUAUCAUCAGCUCUGUUUAUGCAGAAGAAGAAUGGUGGAGAUAAGAAGAAAGGGGAUAAACCCUCAUCAAGAUCUGCCACACCAAACACCUUAGAGAAGGAGGAUAAGUUGAGUGCGCGGAAGCGAAAACUAGAGAAUGACUCUGGUUCAGCCAAACGUUCACGGACAGAGAGCCCUGUCAACUCAUCACAAGGUUUCACAAGUGAGGGCAUCACAGAGGAUGCAAUACGGCGCUACCUGACAAGGAAACCCAUGACAACCAAAGACUUGCUGUCCAAAUUCAAGUCCAAGAAGAUUAGUAUGAGCACAGAACAGAUGGCCAGCACUAUAGCACAGCUUCUGAAGAGGAUUAGCCCAGAGACCAAAUAUGUCAAUGAUGUGCUGUAUCUGUCACUGAAAACUCCAGUCUGACACAUCAGGCACUAAGCUGAAGAUUUUAACUUUUGUCAUGUAGAGAUGAACUGAGUGGUACAUUUUUACCGUUGGAAAAGUCUGCAGAUGUUUUGACCUUUUUUUGUUGAUAACAUCAAAAACCAUACAUCAAGUCUUCUAGGCCUACCUACGUAUUUGACAUGCAGCAAAUCAGCUAUUGCCUACUGUAAUCAGCUAUUGCCUGCUGUAAUCAGCUAUCGCGUACUGUAAGUCUGAGGUGCAAUUACUGGAUUGAUUACACUCUUGUUUUUAUGCAUGCACAUGGCUCUUUUCUCGGAAAUACUUGAAUGCUCAAUAUUUACAAGUGUUAAAGGCUAUUCUCAUGAAGCAAUUUCUGGAACUGAUUUUGUGUACGAUUUAUAUCAAACCUGGAUGUGAUACGGCCAUUAUGUGAGAAUAUAAUCCACUUUCUGGCAGGGUGGCCGUGUUAGACAGUAUACAAUAUCACUUCUAGAAAGUGCUGCAUGAGAAAAUGGGACAGUG